Molecule: messenger RNA, 3771 nt
Organism: Anguilla anguilla (European eel)
Lineage: Eukaryota; Metazoa; Chordata; Actinopteri; Anguilliformes; Anguillidae
Product: paired box protein Pax-3-like
Exons: 9
Coding region: 369-1838 (489 amino acids)
Biological process (GO): anatomical structure development; regulation of transcription by RNA polymerase II
Molecular function (GO): RNA polymerase II cis-regulatory region sequence-specific DNA binding; DNA-binding transcription factor activity, RNA polymerase II-specific
Source: RefSeq, a predicted model, not a curated record
GCAACAACUAAUAAAUGUUCCAUCUUUACACUCUCUUAAGUGUGUCAAUAUCAACAGCAGUGUAAGGCUACCGAGCACGCAACAGAAACUUUAUACUAGUUUUAUACUAGCAUUGUACUAGCUUUAACUUGGAAUCCAACAUUCGAUGUACUUCGAUGACCUUCGCAUUUUUAUAGGAUUUUCCGUCUUACUUUUCUUUAUAACGUUGGCCUUUUUGCAUGGGGGAACUAUACACCAUUUCCAGGACAAGAAAGUGCCCCUGCUCGCUACUGCAACCCGGAACAUCCAAGGACUGGAAUACAAGUUGAAAAACUUCUCUCUCCCCCUCAAAUAUCUGUCAUAUCUGCGUGUUUGACUGCGGGAGACAUAUGACAGCGCUAGCGGGUACCAUACCCACGAUGAUGCGCCCCACGCCACCUCAAAAUUAUCCGCGGGGCAGCUUCCCACUGGAAGUCUCUACCCCGCUAGGUCAAGGCAGAGUAAACCAGCUCGGUGGAGUUUUCAUAAACGGCCGACCUCUGCCCAAUCACAUCCGCCACAAGAUCGUGGAGAUGGCUCACCACGGCGUCCGGCCGUGCGUCAUCUCGCGGCAGCUUCGUGUUUCCCACGGCUGCGUGUCCAAAAUUCUGUGCAGGUACCAAGAGACCGGUUCCAUUCGGCCCGGUGCCAUAGGGGGAGGAAAACCCAAGCAACUGGCAACACCGGAUGUCGAUAAGAAAAUCGAGGAGUACAAGCGGGACAGUCCGGGAAUAUUUAGCUGGGAAAUUCGGGACAAACUUCUGAAAGACGGGGUCUGUGACCGGAGCACUGUUCCUUCAGUGAGUUCGAUCAGCCGAAUUAUGCGAUGUAAAUUUGGGGGUAGUGGAGAGGACGACGAAGAGAUGGAAGACAUCGAGAAGAGGGAGUUGGAACAGAAUGGAAGAAGGGCGAAACACAGUAUCGACGGCAUCCUAGGCGACAGAUCCUGCCACUCGGAUGAGGGCUCAGAGGUGGAGUCGGAGCCGGACCUGCCGCUGAAGAGGAAGCAGAGGCGGAGCCGCACCACCUUCACGGCCGAGCAGCUGGACGAGCUGGAGAAGGCCUUCGAGAGGACGCACUACCCCGACAUCUACACCCGCGAGGAGCUGGCCCAGCGCGCCAAGCUGACGGAGGCACGCGUGCAGGUGUGGUUCAGUAACAGGAGAGCUCGUUGGAGGAAGCAAGCGGGAGCCAGUCACCUGAUGGCGUUCAAUCACCUGAUCCCCGGAGGGUUCCCGCCAUCCGCCAUGUCCAGCCUGCAGCCCUACCAGCUGUCGGACAGCCCCUACCCUCCCACAUCCCUGGCACAAGCAGGGUCAGAGCAGCACAGCACACUGCACCGGCCGCAGCCGCUGCCACCCACGUCGAUGCACCAGAGCGGACUGACGGCCGCCGGGGCCGCUGGGCAGGACAGCGGCUCCGCCUACUGCCUGGCCUCCGGGCGCCACGGCUUCUCCGGCUACCCCGACAACUUUGUGUCUCCGUCCGGACACUCCAACGCCAUGACGCCGGCCAUCAGCAACGGCCUCUCUCCCCAGGUGAUAGGCCUGCUGAACCCGGGCGGGGUGCCCCACCAGCCGCAGAGCGACUACGCCCUGUCGCCCCUCCCCGGGGGCCUGGAGCCCAGCGGCGGCGUGACGUCCUCCUGCUCCCGCGCCCAGCGCCUGGAGGGCCUGCCCAGCCUGCCCAACAUGCCCGCCCUGCCCAGCUCCCAGUCCUACUGCCCGCCCACCUACAGCUCCUCUGGGUACGGAGUGGACCACGUGCCCUCCUACCAGUACAGCCAGUACGGGCAAAGCAAGGUGUCUUUCAUUAUUUGAAGCCCGAUAUUGCCUGACCGAGAAAUUCUCUCAAACCCUCAGCCAAGAAGACUCCCUCAAUGCUCGUUGGGCGUGGUCUGGGUUUGGGACGAGGGGGCGGAGGGGCGGAGUUCUCAGAUCCGGCGUGGGAUGGGUUCAUUGGGAUAAUCAGCGCUGAAAUGGUGGAACGAUCUAGUUACCAGUCAUCCAGUCUACUCACUUUACCUCACGAUUUGAAAACCACGGCAGUUUAUGCUCGUGAUCCAGGGGAAGGAAAGAGCAAGAAGAGGUGGAAGGACAAAAUGAAAAUGGUAAAAGUCAGGCGCUGCUUGGUGUGUAUAAGGAAUGAUGGUGAUGUCGCAGCAGGCAGAAGGCAUCGACGAAUCCCAGUGGCACUUGUUGGGACUUCUGCAAAUAGACACUCGCAAGAACAAGGGCACAGUAUUAGUGCUGGUUUUGGAUUUAAAAAUAUGGCUUUGGAACUGCCAAUUCGAACCAGCAAAGCAGGGACUUAUUCCUUCAUUGUACAGAAUCAUUUCAAAAGACUGAGAAUCUCUCAGAAAGACAGAUAUUUUUGUCCUUCGAGAGAAAUGAAGAAGAAAGACAUUUGGUGAAAUAUAUGCUCUCUCCAGUCUUCUCUGAUCAUUGUGGUGCGACAUUUAGUGAGAACAACAGAGACAUAAUGAGCGCGUGUAUUCCAAACACAGUCCGAAAAGCCCCCAAGAAUUAUAAAAUAGUACAUUCAUUGAUGGUCGAAUGUGAAAAAAAACUGAAAGAAUUCUAUUCAGCCCCUUCUUGAUAUUUUACCAAGUUCCAAGAAUUAUCCAACAGUCUAGCCAUGCUGCAUGGAAACAUGAACAAGAGUUUCAUCAGCAGAAUUGAGGUGGCUGAUGGUUAUGACAAAGACAGCUCCAAAGAGGUCAGAGGUAUCUUUGGAAUGAGUUUGAGGAAAAUGAGGAUAGCUACGUAGAUGGACACAUAGAUACAUGAGGGAACAUUGAUGGUUGCAACUUAAACUUGGGUUGAGUCCCAAAUCUUAAAAAAAAAAACAAAAAAAAAACACAGCACACAUUUUUUUCUUUUGGGCUUCAGGCGACUGAUUUCCCUCCCUCUCCUGUGCGCUGGCUAGCUAGCACACCGGAUGAGUGCGCACAAAGCAAUCCAUGCGUGACAUAAAUUUCAUCUGUUACCUAGCCAACGGGACCACGAGCGGGAAGCCAACACGCGAGCUAAAGCAGGAGGAAUGCCUUGCAGGCGGCAUGGCGGACGUAUGAGGCGUAGCUCGCUGUGCCGCAGUGCGCGGCCACGGCGAGAUGCUUCAUCAGGGCCUCCUCAGAUUACACGCGGUCACAUGCUCAUCAAGCACUCCGCCUGACAUCAAGCGUGUCCGACUGGCGCAAGUGCAGUAACACCAACCUCAGAAGUCACGACGCUCAAUUGAUUAAACCGAACUCAAGAACUGAGAAAUGGAAGAUAUUUUUUUUUUCCGCUUCCACUCGUAUUUUUGUACGAAAACAUUUUUGUAAAUAUGCGCCACAAAUUUCAUUAAAAAAGGCAAACGGACUGCAUUUUUCUACAUGGCGUAAUGAAACCAAAUUUGUUUUGUUUUCGGCUUGUUAUGAGCCUGGAACUGCCAGUGUUCAUGUGUAAUUGAGAAAAGACCACAACUACGGUGAAGUGAACACAUAGUUAUUUAUUGUUUAAGGCUUGUAGGUGCUGUCUCUGCUAGUUCAUAGUCCCAAAGUAGCAUUAGAUGGUAGAUUGGCCUUUUCUUUUAAGGUGACAGAAAAUAUAACAUUGUUCAUUUUUUUAUACUUGCCUUUUUAUAUAUACAUACAAAUAUAUAUAAUUUUCAUAUAUGAAUGCACCACAUUAUUUUGGUGUAAAAUGCCUCGUGUUCAAAUGCUGUACUAUUUACUAUUUAUAACUAAAGAAUAAAAAUAUCGACUAGAAA